Molecule: messenger RNA, 4553 nt
Organism: Nothobranchius furzeri (turquoise killifish)
Lineage: Eukaryota; Metazoa; Chordata; Actinopteri; Cyprinodontiformes; Nothobranchiidae
Product: AP-4 complex accessory subunit RUSC2
Cellular component (GO): cytoplasmic vesicle
Source: RefSeq, a predicted model, not a curated record
CCGCCGUGACGCAGCAUCUCGUCCAGCCUGAAGGGUGCUAAGGCUGCGUUGUGGUGGGGACCCGGUUCGGUAUCGGACCGGUCUGUCUCACCAUAAGAUCCGUUUAUACGGAAUAGAGAACACACCGAGUUUCUGACUAGAGGGUAUCUUAGCUGAGGCUCAAACGUUUUCCCCCAAAAGCUUUUUACAUAAUUUAGGAUCAAAUGAGCAAGAAGAGGAUGGAUCCCCUCUACUGAUGGCUGAUUUAAAGAAGAUGGGAACAUAGUCCAUGAUCCAGCGUACUCCAGCAGCAUGAUUGGAGCUUCAUCCAGUCUCUCUGGUGACACCCUGAUAGCGUGCCACUUCCCUGUGGUGCAGCUUCCCACCUGGCAGCUUCCUGUCCGGACCCCGUGCAGCUCAGCCAAGAGACCUGGCCGGCUGUGCUCCGCAGGCCUGACCCGGGCUGCCUCCCUCCCAGAGCAAGCCACGCUCAGCCGAGAGUAUCCCUUCGCAGGUGGAGGAAGACGUUUUUCCAGCAGCUACGGUAUUCUCAAUGAAGAUCGGGCAGAAGAGGAAGGAACUAGCGACAGCAGCGGGCGGGACGACUCCACGUCAUCACCAGAGGAGACUAGUUCCCACCUGAGGAAGGAAAACACACAGCUGCGCUCACACAACUCAUUCCUUCCUAACACAGAGCUAGAGGAGGAUGAGGAUAGUGAUGGAGACAAUCUCCACAGAUAUCACGAGGAUUCAUCUUUUGUGUUACAUGGUAUGUCCAACUGGUCACUUAGUAAUGGUGAUGUAAACUACACACUGCCUGAUGGGGACAUGGACAGCGAAUGGGGCAAUGAAGGGAUGAUGCUGGGGAUGGAGAGGGAGCCGGACGUCCAGAUGGACUCGCUGCUGCGUGAGUGCCAGUUCCAUGUGAGCAGAUCCGGCACCAGUCUGACCUCUUGUUUGGAGCAGGGCUCCGUCAGACUGCAAGAAAACAUGUCCCGCUGCAUCUACAGCCAGCACAGAUGUUCCCCAGAGCUGCCGCCCAACAGCGACUCCUCCUGCAACAGCUCUGACGGUGUUUUGGUGAACUUCUGCACCAUCUACAACAAGAGCAAUAACCCUGCCACCCCCCAUGAUCUCAGCAACCCUGCACUUCACCCCUCCCACUCAUCUGAGGGAUCUGUGUUCCUCAGCCUUCAGCCUGUUCCUCAAAGCGCAGCACACGCCGACAUGGCAGUGUCCUCCCACCCACAACAGGACGUUGACAUAAUUCUCUCUGGGUCCUGUUGUUCUUCUCAAGGCCUGGACUCCAACUGCAACCUCUACUCUCUGGAGCCUCCUCCUCCAGGUCUCUCCUCUCUAGAAGUUUCUGAUCUGGCUGCUUGUCUGCAAGGACAGGCCUCCCUGGCCAUGGAGGCCAACCAGAAAUACUACAAGCUAGUGACUUGUGACCUUUCCUCCCAGUCACCCAGCCCUGCCUGGUCCAGCCUCACCAGCUGCCUGCCCGAGGGGCCAGGCAGAAUCAGCCCCUUCCUUCCUCCUGUCGACUCUAAGAAAGAAGUACAAGAUGGUGAAGUCAAGAAGGCAUGUGAUCACCCCGUUGCUACUACCUCCACUGACAAAACCCUCAGUUGGAGGCAGCAUACAGACAGCGUGCAGAUCCUCACCCACUCUCCCGUUCUGUGUAGCUCACAGAGCAGGAGACGCCGAGAGGCAGGAGCCAGAUCCACUCAGCCAUCUGGGUCUAAAAAGUAUCACCACCAUGAUGCAGAUGACAGAGGAUUGUCCUCCUUACACAGUAAGCCUCAGAGGCCCACCUCGCUGCCCAUCCAGCCGUUUGUUCUGGUCCCCGCCGGAAAACCACAGCACCUGGGGGGGCUGCUGGAGCAGUACAUCAGUCAUAAAAGCAGCAAGCCUGGCAGCUCCCAGAAUGGCCUCAAAUUCAAGGGGAAAAGUAGCCUGUGUUUGUCUGACCUUAAUUCGUCACAAACAGGAAGCAACGGCCUCGUAUUCCUCGAGGCUUCGUCCAGCUCGGACACCUGCUCCACCUGCACUCCGAGUCCACAGCGUCCAAUCCGCAGACACACAUGGAGCCAGUUCAACAAAAAUCACGGCUCCCCAAACACAUCAGGACCCAGCCUGGACCCACAGAACGUUAAAGCCACGACUCUGACGCUAAAUAAAGCAAGUUCACAUGGUGGCAAAACUAACAAUCAGUCCAAACUUGUGAAGAUUCCCACAUGCCAGGACCUAAUUUACUUCUCCUCUGAGUCUGAACGUCCAAACGAGUCCACCAUCAACCCUGCAUACCACUUGACUAGCCCACCAGGACCCCGGUCACCUCUUAAAACCACACCGCAACUGAAGCUCCAUCGUGCUGCUCCUGUAGCUGACCCUGGGUUGUUCCACAGCAGUGUUAAAGCUGCCCUCUCUGCAGUGGCUCCUCUCUCCUCCUUAAGCUCCUUCCUCUCCUCAGCCACUUCAGGCCUGCAUCCCCAGAUAGUCCAGGGCACCGCUGGGCUCGGUUCUAAACAACAUCAGAGCCAGUCUCUCAUUCUGAGUGACAAGCCUCCUGCAGAGUUCUGCCUUUCCCCCGACACAUCGUAUGAGUCCAUGUCUAUCAGUCAUCUUCAGAGAAAAGGUCUGCUGAGGUCAGUCAGCAAUGCUGUGGAUUUGCUCAUGGCUCAUUUCGGACGCAGCAGAGACCCAGAUGAAAAGAUGCGUCUGGGCAACAGCUCCUACAGUCCCACCGUUUCUGGCCUGGUUCUGGAACACCUGUGUCCCGCCAUCCAGAACAUUUUAGAAGACGGACUCAGGGAUCACCAACUGGAUUUCAUCAUCGGGCAAAGACGUAAUCACUCCUGGAAUGUGGUGGAUAUCUCCACUAGAGCGGGUCCAUCCGUCAGGGUCCUUCAGAGCCUGGUGUCCAAAAUCAAGCACUGUCCUGAGCUCACCAGCCACUGUAUGAGACUGAGAGCCUUCCUCAUGGGUCUCCUAAACUUGAGGUCUUUGGAGUUCUGGCUCAGUCACCUCCAGAGUCAGACAGAUGUGGUGACAGCAUACUACCACUCCUGGGGGUUCCUGUAUGUGUCUCUGGGCCGGGGCCAGCCUCUGUUCCAGGAGCUGCUGCUGCUGCUGCAGCCGCUCUCUGUGUUGCCCUUUGACCUCAACUUGCUCCUGGAGCCACGCCUGCUGGGUCACAGACAGCUGGAGCAGGAAGCUUUCCCAACUCGGCCGUGCUCAGCGCUGCUCGUGACCAGCUGGCCUAAGCUACGAGCUGACAGGAAGUCAGACAGCAGUGAUGAAAGUCACCUUAAAGCUUCGCACAAUCAGGAACUUUUAAGUUCUCACAGUUCAAGUUGCUGCAAGCAGCAACAUGGAAGCAGCAGUCCGUCGGUGGCUUCAAUUCCAGAGUUUUCACAAAACAAACCCGAUCCUGUGGAAAGAGGAGAUCGAGAGGUGGAAUUUUGCCAAAAUCAUGCCGAUGUUUGGUUUCAAAUCAGCAUGGAUGGGAAGAAAGAUGAGACGAGAGAGGAGAAAGAUGGGGAGACCCAAAAUACUCCAGUUCAGUUAGAGGAGAGCAGACUGCGCUGGGCCAAACUUUUUAGAGCCAAAAAGAGUUCCCCGCAUCCCCCUGGAACACAAGCAACAACGAACAAGCUACCAUCCCGUUGGUUCCAUUUGGACCGAUUGCAGCUCGGCAUGCUGGCCCGAUCCAUCCGCUCUUUGAAGCUAGGUGGAGCUCCGAUUCUCAAUAACUGCUGAGAGGGAAACCUUGUUCUGAGGAACACAAGACUGGACUGGUCUUUAGUGCAUGAAGACACACUCACUGAGCUCAGAUUCAGUUCUGAACUGGUAAAAAUAAAAGCACAAAGAUGCUAAACAAAAGCCACUGACAUAUUUAUCAAGUUUCAAGUUACAGUUACAUCAAUUUUCUAAUACAUACACAAUGGUUAAUAUUUAGAAAAAUGCUCAUAGUAGGUCUGUGAUCAGAAGGCUUUUUAUAAAAUGUGAGCAUAACUAAGAUGGCAAGUUGAGUUCCAGCUCUAAAAUCCUAAACAUCACAACGUUUGUGAUGUUACAUGCAAUAAAAUACCACUUCAGAACAAACCAGAUUCAGAGCAUCUUCCCACCAAUACAUUGAUAAAUAAAAAUCAAUAGCAAUAAUCUGCAUCUGUACUCUGAAUUAUCCAGUUCAGGUGCUCGUGUUCAACUCCCUUGCUUUUAAUCUAGACACGUUUGUCAAAAAUGUUCAGAUUUUUCUCCUGUGCUGAGAGAACUGAUUCCAUUGCCAGAUGUUACACUCACACACCAGCCCCUUAGGAAGGGGUAACAUUAUUGUGAUUGGUGUUCAUUAUCAGUAUUUUCCCAGCAUGGAUUCACAGUAGGUGCAUGACUUGAUGCUUUUCCCUGUUGUCUCCUGGCUGUACACAUGUUUGCCCUCUGGUGGUUAAUUCAGAUAUAACAUGCACAUUCAUCAAAUCAAUAAUUUUUUUUAUGUUAAAAAUUGUUUCAGCUUUUUUCAUCUGGUUGUUUGAAACCUGUUGACAAUCAGUUUCCAUCAAUAAAAACCUAAU